Messenger RNA from Asparagus officinalis (garden asparagus), 1502 nucleotides. Its product is annotated as glutamine synthetase cytosolic isozyme 1. Bases 104 to 1165 code for a protein of 353 amino acids. Gene Ontology annotation, molecular function: glutamine synthetase activity. The record is from RefSeq and is a predicted model, not a curated record. The transcript is spliced from 13 exons. Lineage: Eukaryota; Viridiplantae; Streptophyta; Magnoliopsida; Asparagales; Asparagaceae. Gene Ontology annotation, cellular component: cytoplasm.
GCUUAUAUAAACUCUCGCUAUCCUCCCGUUUUCUCCUCACUCUCAUUAUUUCUCUUCUCCUUUCAAAUUCUUUGUGGUUCUCUCGUUGGUUCUUGUUGUAGCCAUGUCGCUCCUCUCAGAUCUCGUCAACCUCAAUCUCUCUGAGUCCACUGAAAAGAUCAUUGCUGAAUACAUUUGGAUCGGAGGAAGUGGUAUGGACAUUCGGAGCAAAGCAAGGACGCUUUCAGGACCGGUUAGCGAUCCUAGUAAGCUUCCAAAGUGGAACUAUGAUGGUUCAAGCACUGGCCAAGCUCCAGGAGAGGACAGUGAAGUGAUUUUAUACCCACAAGCCAUUUUCAAGGAUCCUUUCAGGAGGGGGAACAAUAUUCUUGUUAUGUGCGAUUGUUACACACCGGCUGGGGAACCAAUCCCUACAAACCAUAGAGCUAAAGCAGCUAAGAUUUUUAGCCAUCCAGAUGUAGUUGCUGAAGUACCAUGGUAUGGAAUUGAGCAAGAAUACACCCUCCUCCAAAAGGAUGUCAAAUGGCCUCUUGGCUGGCCCGUUGGUGGCUUCCCGGGUCCUCAGGGGCCUUACUAUUGUUCUGCUGGUGCUGACAAGUCUUUUGGGCGUGACAUUGUUGAUGCCCAUUACAAAGCCUGCCUUUAUGCAGGGAUCAACAUUAGCGGCAUCAAUGGUGAAGUCAUGCCCGGUCAGUGGGAAUUUCAAGUCGGUCCAGCUGUUGGCAUCUCAGCUGGUGACGAGUUGUGGGUUGCCCGUUACAUUCUUGAGAGGAUCACCGAGAUUGCUGGCGUUGUCCUAAGCUUCGACCCAAAGCCUAUCCAGGGAGAUUGGAAUGGCGCUGGUGCCCACACAAACUACAGCACAAAAUCCAUGAGAAAGGAGGGGGGAUAUGAAGUCAUCAAGAAGGCAAUCGAGAAACUCGGGUUGAAGCACAAGGAGCACAUUGCUGCUUAUGGAGAAGGGAAUGAUCGACGUCUUACUGGAAAGCACGAGACUGCCGAUAUUAACACAUUCAAAUGGGGAGUUGCUAAUCGUGGUGCUUCUAUCCGAGUUGGUCGUGACACUGAGAAGGAAGGCAAAGGUUAUUUUGAGGAUAGGAGGCCGGCUUCAAACAUGGAUCCGUAUGUGGUUACUUCCAUGAUUGCUGAGACCACCCUCCUCUGAAAGCCGUAUGUGCCUACAAAACCAGAUCUCUGUCCAUUUGACUCGAUUCAGGGCAGGAUUUUGAAUCUCUGUGGCGUUUCAGUUGCAAUCUUCAGCUUUUAUUUCCCAUUCUUGGUUUGAGUUGUCGUAGUCAUUGUUGGCUUUAUUGUGGUGUUUGUAUUUUAGAGAGUCCUGUUGGGAUUUAUUAGCGAUUGUUCUCACUAAUGCCCUGUGGCAUUUUACUCUGAAAGCCCUUUCUUAUUGAAACAAUAAACAUCCCAAUUAAUGAUAAUAAUAAUGUAAAACUCCGGAUCCUUCUCGUUGCGAUUUGGCAAAUCCUUGACUACGUUCUUAUUUC